AUGGCUUCUAGCACAAACACUGUCUGGGUCGUGACUGGCGGCAAUAGGGGAAUCGGCCUCGGUCUUGUCAAAGCUCUUCUCGCUCGUCCCUCUGUCACCGUCAUCGCUACUGUUCGUAACGACAAGGCUCGCUCAGCUCUCGAGACCGCCGUUUCGAAUCCCCCCAAAGGAGACGGCAGUGUCUUGAGCAUUGUCCAGCUGGACUUCACCACUGCCCUCUCCCCCGAACAGAUCCGCAAAGCGUUCGACAUUGAUCACGUCGACGUCCUUAUCAACAACGCAGCCGCCAACUUCAAGUCAUAUACCGCCCUAGACAUCCCAACCGAUGACCUUCGCUCCGCAUUCGAGAUCAAUACAAUCGGUCCCCUUACAGUGGUCCAGGGACUUUGGCCCUUGUUGCAAAAGUCAUCUGCACCAAAAGUCGUCAACGUCUCAUCCUCUGUUGGCUGUAUCACCUACCAUGAAGUUGUCGCUGGAGCAUAUGGGCCCAGCAAGGCUGCCUUGAACUGGCUUACACGUGCUCUCCAUCUACAGAAUGAAGGGCUGAUCGCCUUUGCACUCCAUCCUGGUUUUGCUAACACAGAGAUGGGCAAGUCGGCUGCUACUGAGUGGGGAUUUCCUCAUGCUAUGCUCGAAAGUGUCGAGGAAGCUGCGAAGGGGAGUCUUGGGAUGAUCGACAGUGCUACGCGAGAGACUGUCUCGGGCAAAUUUGUUAGUUAUAAGGGACAAGAGCUUCCUUGGUAA
Molecule: messenger RNA, 744 nt
Organism: Fusarium redolens
Lineage: Eukaryota; Fungi; Ascomycota; Sordariomycetes; Hypocreales; Nectriaceae
Exons: 1
Coding region: 1-744 (247 amino acids)
Source: RefSeq, a predicted model, not a curated record